AGACUCUGUCCCGCUCCCAACCCCGAUCCAUGCUAGUCUAUAAGAAAGAUUUUAAGCAAUCGUCUUUCUAAGUCGUGACAAAAACUGUCUCAGUUUCAGUCAUGCGUUCUCCUACUCUGAGUUUCGUUGCAAGUGUAUUUCUUUUUUCAUACAUUGCACUAGCUGAUGAGUUACAAAGCACUAACGUAGUCAAGGCUAGAAUUGAGAGCUGUGGUGGGUGACGUCUGAACAGACUUCCUCAGGUGAAGAAAUUCAUUUACGAGGAUGUUGAGUUAUUUCACAAUGUGCUGUUCAAGUCCAUUCCAGGUGCAUCUCCUUCUAUUCUCCUUUUGAAUGAAUUCGAUGAAGUUGUGGAGAAGGUUGAUAUUUCAGAAUUUUCAAGAGAGGAGUGCAACAACUUCCUUUUGCGCCGUGGCUUCUUUAAAAAGUCAAACACAAUUGAUGAGGUGCCUGAACAUUUAUUGAAUGGUCCUUACUUUCCAAAAGAGGAUUUGUAGGCUGAAUCUAUUUGUUUGUAAAAAUAUCUGAUGGCUUUUGUAUGCUGUUUUCUAAAAGCUCAAAUUUCAAUUGGCUUGUAUGAAGCUUGCAUUGCUAAACUUUAAUAAUGGUGCAUGCAAGCAGAUGAGGCAGUGCAGUUUCUGUGCUGUGGCCAAACAAUUUGAUGCUGUUGAAUACAACACAAUCAAGCUGUCUACAAUAA
Molecule: messenger RNA, 700 nt
Organism: Daphnia carinata
Lineage: Eukaryota; Metazoa; Arthropoda; Branchiopoda; Diplostraca; Daphniidae
Product: selenoprotein M-like
Exons: 3
Cellular component (GO): endoplasmic reticulum lumen
Molecular function (GO): oxidoreductase activity
Source: RefSeq, a predicted model, not a curated record